This is a messenger RNA of Ipomoea triloba (trilobed morning glory), 482 nucleotides long. RefSeq lists its product as uncharacterized. The transcript is spliced from 2 exons. NCBI's taxonomy places the organism in Eukaryota, Viridiplantae, Streptophyta, Magnoliopsida, Solanales, Convolvulaceae. Bases 32 to 439 code for a protein of 135 amino acids. The record is from RefSeq and is a predicted model, not a curated record.
UGCUUUAAUUUCUUUUCGAACGUGAGACAACAUGGCAACAACUUCCCGUUCACCGCCUCCGUCAAUACUCUCGCCGUCCGGCCGGAAUCCCAGGAAUCGCCGACCAUCAAUGCACGUCGUCAUCAGAGCCCACAGCUUUAGAGACCAAGGGAGGGGAAAGCGUAAAAUAGUUGAUGAGAAUUUGCAGGUUUUAAGGGGGAGAAUAGAAGAUGUGAAGAAUAGGGAGAAACUGGAGAGGUGUUUAAGUGAAGGUACCCUACUAGGGUGGAAUUAUGCAGCUUGUGAUGACCAUGAUUACAAUAAGCACAAAAAGGAGUUGGAACAAUCUCAGUUACUGCAACUUCUUGUUGUUAAUGUUGUUGGGACUCUUGCUUUCACUCUUCUCACCUGCACUCUUUGCCUUUGUUUCAUUUCCAUUUUGAUUCAUAUCAGUAUGUAAAUUAUUGAUUCAUUUAUGCAAUCUCUGUUUAUGCCAUGAUUCA